Molecule: messenger RNA, 1759 nt
Organism: Lampris incognitus (smalleye Pacific opah)
Lineage: Eukaryota; Metazoa; Chordata; Actinopteri; Lampriformes; Lampridae
Gene: oit3
Product: oncoprotein induced transcript 3
Exons: 9
Coding region: 12-1637 (541 amino acids)
Molecular function (GO): calcium ion binding
Source: RefSeq, a predicted model, not a curated record
GAGAGGACAUCAUGAUAUUCUUACUGGUGACCAUUCUGCUCCACGGGGCGUCAGCUAUUCCGGCCACAACCCUGGACCCCUGCUCUGCUUACGUCAGCCUGAACGAGCCCUGGAGGAACACAGACUACCACAUCAACCAGUCCUCCGGCGUGCCUCUGUGUGAUAGCCACGUGUCAGGAGACUGGUACCGCUUCACCGGCAUGGCCGGCGACGCCAUGCCCACCUUCUGCAUCUCUGAGAACUACUGCGGCACCCACGCACCCAUCUGGCUCAACGGCAGCCACCCCCAACCCGUCGACGGCAUCGUCACCCUGCCGAUCUGCGCCAGCUUCAACGACAACUGCUGCCACUGGACUGCCAGUGUGGCUGUGAAGGCCUGCAUGGGGGGCUACUACGUCUACCGUCUGCCCAAACCCUCGGUCUGCUUCCACGUUUACUGCGGUCAUUUCUACGACAUCUGUGAUGAGGUGGAGUGUCGGGGCCCCCAGUGUCCUGAGCCCGAGUGCCACUGCACCCCUGGAACCGUGCUAGGACCCGACGGACAGACCUGCUUGGAUGUCAACGAGUGCGAGAGGGACAACGGGGACUGUGCGGAGGUGUGCGUCAACACCAAAGGCUCCAGGCGUUGUGACUGCGGGCCCGGCCGCGUGCUCGACGAGGACGGACGCAAUUGCCGAGAGAUGGCAGGCUGCCACGUGAACAACGGCGGCUGCAGCCACGGCUGCUCCAUGCUCAACAACACCUACCAGUGCAACUGUCCCCGCGGGCUGGAGCUGGGAGAGAAUAAACACACGUGCCAGGUGCCCGUCCAGUGUGACUCCAGCUCCAUCACGGUGUCAAUCUCUAAGGACUUGGUGGGAGGGCUGGACCUGUUCCUAUCCAACUCCUCAUGCCGUGGUAUCUCCAAUGGCACACACAUCAACCUCAGCUUCAGCCUCAAGACCUGCGGCACAGUGGUGGAGGUGACAGACGACAAGAUAGUGGGGACCAACCUGGUGACGGGCCUCCCCAGGAGCAGCUUGGGCAGCAGCGGGGAUGUGAUCAUCCGCACCAGCAAGCUGCUGCUCCCAGUCACCUGCGAGUUCCCCAGGGAGUACCAGGUGUCCGACGGCUACCAGGCCAGCCUGCGCAACUCCGCCCUGGAGCUGGCAGGCCACAGCGAGGGCAUCUUCCCCUUCUCCCUGGAGCUCUUCAAGAGCGACGAGUUCUCCGAGCCCUACCGCGCUCCACCCCAGCUCCGCCUGCACGACUCCCUCUUCUUCGGUGUGGAGCCCAAGGAGAGGGUGGAGGGUCUCGCCGCUCUGGUGGAGAGCUGCUUUGCCACGCCAAGCCCCAAAGCGGACCAGGCGCUCAAGUAUUACCUCAUCAGAGACGGCUGCAUCUCGGACGAAACAGUGAAGCAGUUCUCCUCAAAGGACCAACUCUCCAAACACUACCAGGUCCCUGUCUUCAAGUUCAUCGGCAAGGACAACCGAGAAGUGUUCCUCCACUGUCGGGUGCUGGUGUGUGGGGCGGCAGACUCCCGCUGUGCCCCCCAGCGCUGCCGGGGGCGCGUGCGUCGGGAGCUGUGGUCCGAUGAGCCCCAGGACCGACGUGUGCUGAGCGGCGGCCCCAUCUACAUCCUGCCUGAUCCGUGACAUCAGAAUUCAGCCAUCAUCACAAACACUCCAAAAAAAACCCCAAAACAAAACAGAUACACACAGCUUACUAGGCAUCACACACCACCGGGGGCCACGCCGGCUUGUCGAGCUUAACUGUA